Molecule: messenger RNA, 300 nt
Organism: Durusdinium trenchii
Lineage: Eukaryota; Dinophyceae; Suessiales; Symbiodiniaceae
Source: the annotation of a GenBank genome assembly
AUGAGUGAAGCUAAGGACGAGGUGCAGUUGGCAAAAGAAGCCGCCGAAAGCAGGACCGACACUGCCCCAGAAACGAUCUUUGACAAGAUUAUCCGGAAGGAGAUUCCUUCCAAGAUCGUUUUCGAGGAUGAUCGCGCCUUGGCCUUCCGGGAUGUGAGUCCACAGGCGCCGGUGCAUGUCUUGGUGAUUCCCAAGGUGCGUGAUGGCCUUACCCAGCUCCAAAAUGCCCGAGAGGACCAGGAGGUGUGCAAACGAGGAAAGCUGGAGAAAUCAGGUAUGAGAGCUUCCAAGAUUAUAUAA